Molecule: messenger RNA, 324 nt
Organism: Blepharisma stoltei
Lineage: Eukaryota; Ciliophora; Heterotrichea; Heterotrichida; Blepharismidae
Source: the annotation of a GenBank genome assembly
AUGAAAACACUCCUAUUUCUAGCAAUCUGCUUUGCUCUUAUUUCUGCAAGCAAAAAUUCAAUUAAAGAUUCUUUUAUUCAAAAAAGCAUAGAGCAGUCUUAUUUGCAAGCAUCAAAUGAUAAUUCAAACCCCCUGGAUAUGAUUCAACUGUCAACUGAAGUGAGUACUGAAACUGAAUUGUCAACUUAUCAAUCAAGUGUUGAAAGCAUGAUUGAUACAAUUCGUACAUUUAUUCUUUCUUUAGUCAAAGGAACUGGAAAUAGCGAGGUUGAAGCAGUAAUUGACGCAAUUAGAACACUUAUUCUUAGCCUUGUCAAAACCUAA